Molecule: messenger RNA, 793 nt
Organism: Paramecium pentaurelia
Lineage: Eukaryota; Ciliophora; Oligohymenophorea; Peniculida; Parameciidae
Source: the annotation of a GenBank genome assembly
UAUGCAAUAAUAGUUUGAAGGUUAUCUGCUUCUCCAUAAUAUAGCAAAGCCUAAAAAUAUAGGCACUAUUAUCAGGUAUUAAUUCUAUCAAAGAUAAAUAGAAAUGCUGCAGCAUUUAAUCUAAAUAAAAUUUUUAUGAUUGGUAAACAAGGUUAAACAAAAAAGAAAUUUUAAAUUGCUGAUGGAUUUUCUUUUUUUGGUAAUCAUGGAACUUUUGAAUAAAUGAAUUUUCAUCUUUUUACUAAUUUAAAAGAAGCAAAAGAUUAUUUUGUACAAAACAAUAUAUUUGUUUGUGGUGUUGAAAUUGGUGAAGGCUCUUAAAAUAUUGUCACAAAUCCUUUUAAGGGUAAUACAGUCUUCUUUCUUGGAAAUGAAGUAAAUAAAUAAAAAAACCAAUAAAAUAGGGUACAGGGUUGAUACCAGAACAUAAAGCUAUUUGUGAUCAUUUUGUGUAUAUUCCUUAAUACACUUAAAAAACUGCUAGUCUAAAUGUUGGUGUUGCAUCAGGAAUAAUAUUUCAUCAUUUUGCAUGUAAAUAUUUAAUAAAUUUACUUUAGUAUGGGCAGGAUUCUAAGAAUAAUAGGUAGAAGGGGAGAAAUUCUUAGAUCCAGAAAAAUAAAAAGAGGAAAGAGAAAAAAAGAAAUAAGAGAUGAUUGAAUAGGGUAGAGAAAGAAAGAAAUAAAAAAUAGAAUAAUAAUAAUAAUAAUAAUAAUAAUAAUAAUAAUAAUAAUAAUAAUAAUAAUAAUAGAAUAAUCAUCCAUAAAAUAAAAAUGAUAAUAAUGAUAAUGAAUGA